Molecule: messenger RNA, 2589 nt
Organism: Knipowitschia caucasica
Lineage: Eukaryota; Metazoa; Chordata; Actinopteri; Gobiiformes; Gobiidae
Source: the annotation of a GenBank genome assembly
AUGAGGAGCGCGCUUGUGUUCCUCCUGGCGGCUUUACGCACCAUCAGCGCGUCUCACUUCCAAUACAAAAUGUUUCAGGAGAACUAUCCUGGCCCCUCUGGCUCUCAGGCGCAUCAGAGAAAUAAAAACUGGUGCGCGUAUGUGGCGCAGAGGAACGUGAGCAGCGUGGUUGCGGGCGGGACGGAGAGCUUCGUCCAACCAGAGCUGGUGCCGUGUCCCCUGGAGGCCCCCAGCUGUGUACAGCAGGUGGUAUAUCGGACACACUUCCGGCCCAUGUACAAGAUCGACUACAGGAUCGUGUCGGAGCUGGAGUGGAGGUGUUGCCCCGGGUACCAGGGAUAUGACUGUAAAGAGGUCAAAGACAUGAACCUGCUGCCCACAGACCACUCAGCGUCUCCAGGACACGUCCCACUGUCGCCAGGUUCAGUGAUGAACACGGACCAUCCAUGGGCAGGAGACGGAUUGUUUCCAGGCCACGCGGGUCACAGGCAAACAUCUGGUCGAACUGGAUCUCCAAGUCCCCGUCACUUGGAACAAGAGGUGCAGCAUCUCUCGCAGAUGGUCCUGGACAUGCAAGCCAGGAUGACGGACAUGGCCUCCAGCUUGAGAGUGGACUUCCAGGAGGACGCCAGUAAAAUGCUAGUGUCCUUGAUGAAUGACCUCAGACAACCAGCCAGUGCUCGUGGGGGAGAUACACAGACCGUGCAACUGCAGGACUUCUCCUUCGAGCCGGAGACGCAGCAAACAGACGUGAUGAACAGGAUUAGUCAGGUCACCGGAGACCUGGAGUCCAACACCAACACUCUGAAAGACCUCUUGGAUUGGGUCAACCGCCACGAUGGACAGAUCCACCUGCUAAUGGAAGCAGCAGAGAAGUCUCCAGCUACACCCGCCCCUGGACACGACCUGCGCCCCUACGUGGACCAAAAGAUCCGUGUUCUGAGGGAGGAGCUGAUGGAAGGCAUUGACAUUAAAAUGGCGGAUUUGAAAAACUCAUGUGAAUACAAAAUGAUGUCUGUCCAGGAACUUUGCGAGAGCCAGGAAUCCCACUACUCCAGUCUCACAGAACUUAUGGAAUCGAAAGAAUCUGACCUCCGCGAAGACAUCGAAGAGCUGAAAUCAAAGCUGGAAAGAGAAGGACGAGGGCAAUCUGAGAGUUCUGCUCCAGUUUUGGGUCGAGUGGAAAACAUAGAACGAUGUCUGAAUCUAUCUGAGCACAAUUUGUCAGGUCGAUGUGUUGCUUUAGCAGAAGAGUUUAGUGGAAAACACUCCAAGGCUCUUGAAGAUCUCCAGAAAAACAUGGAGGCAAAGUUGUUAUUGAUGCAAGACAGGCUGGGCUCUCUUUUGGAUGAUACAAGAACACAACCUCAUGUCAUUGCUCUGGACAAAGUCUCAAAUGUCACUGGAAACACUAUCCAGGACAUACAGAAUAGUCUCAAGAAAGCUGAAACCAAAAUAACAGCCAUACACGAGAUGCAUCAAAACUGUCAACAAGACCUGGACGCACUCAAAACAACAAUACACCUGCAGCAUCACAAACUUGGAGAUGUGGAAAAGUCUGUUCUGCACAACAACAUGAGCUUUGAAAGUCUCACCCAGGACCUCAGAUCGGUCAAAAAUGAAAUAUCAGAUUGCAAAGAAAAAGCUAUGGAAGUUGGGAAGGAGCUGGUCGACCUGCACGGCCGCACUGUGGACGUGGAAAGUUUAUGCAGUAAGCUGGAGCCCAUCUCUAACAGCCUCCAACGGGUCAAAGACGGCCUGAGUAAACACGUGGCCAGUCUGUGGACCUGUGUGAACCAGCUCAACGGGACUGUGAGGUCUCAGGGUAAAGACUUAGGCCAGCUCAGAGAAACCGGUCAGAGUCUGCAGUCCCAUCUGUCCCAAGUCACCAAAGACCUGCACUUAUUGUCUCCCUCGGCUCCCAAAGACACAGCUGCCCAUGCUGCAAGGCCUCCUCCAACUGGACCUACAGAUGACAACUCUGUGCCUCAAAUGACAGUGAUGGAGACGGGUGAAGCUGGCCCUCCCGGUCGCAUGAGCGUGUCACAGUUACCUGCAGGUGCUGAUGGCAGCAUGGCUCCAGUCCAAGGCUACGCCGGAGCUCCAGCCUCCCCAGACAAUCAAAGAGAUCUGCCUCUGGUUUCAGCUGAAGAGAAGAUGGCCUUCUCUGUUGGAUUAACUCUCACACCUUUUGUGGGAGACAUUGGAAUAAUCCGGUUUAACAAAGUGUUGGUGAAUGAUGGAGGAAGCUAUGACCCUCACACAGGCGUCUUCACGGCUCCUGUGGGCGGCCGGUACCUGCUGAGUGCGGUGCUUGCUCCUCAGAGAGGCCACAGAGUGGAGGCUGUGGUGUCUGUGUCCAACCACAGUGUUCAGAAACUGGACUCCUCUGGGUUCUCUGGAGGCCCGGAGCUGCAGGGACAGUGUAACUGCAGCAGCGUGGCCUCGCUCAGCCUGGUCCUGCCUCUGAAACAAGGAGACCGAGUGGGACUCGUGCUGACCGCUGGGAGACUGGCCAUUUCAGCCUCGUCUGAGGUCCUGUCCACGUUUAGUGCUGUGCUGCUGUAUUCAACUCCAGUCCAGCGGUAG